Drosophila elegans is the source of this 2678-nucleotide messenger RNA. It is a transcript of the gene tws, whose product is annotated as protein phosphatase PP2A 55 kDa regulatory subunit. The record is from RefSeq and is a predicted model, not a curated record. Lineage: Eukaryota; Metazoa; Arthropoda; Insecta; Diptera; Drosophilidae. The transcript is spliced from 5 exons. The coding region runs from base 813 to 2144 and encodes 443 amino acids. Gene Ontology annotation, cellular component: cytosol; protein phosphatase type 2A complex. Gene Ontology annotation, biological process: peptidyl-serine dephosphorylation. Gene Ontology annotation, molecular function: protein binding; protein phosphatase regulator activity.
CUUAUUGUAAAGUGCGAAAUUUGCAACAAAAUUUGUACUACCAUUUUGCGUUGGAUUUUUCGCAAUCCGUUAGUCACUAACUAAGCUAAAACAGCGCCCGGAGCGUGCGGGAAUCAGUCGGCAGCCGUGUAAAUAGUCCAAAAGUGCGUGGGAAAGCGAAAAACAAGGCGGAAUGCCGCUUGUGCAAAAGCCACACUCACUCGCAUUCAUAUUACGACGCAACCACGAAGCAGUGCAGCUAAAGAGGCGGCAAAAACGGGAAGAAGAGGCAGCGCGCAGAAUGUGAAUCGGAAACAGAAUCAGAAAACAGAAGUUUUUUGACUUUUUGGCAAUAUUUGAUUUUCGCUUGCGAAUAUUAAAUAGAAAAAGGAGUUUAAAGUUGGAGUCGUUCGACGAUAUUUAUCCUUUUCUGAUCACGCGGUUUUUCGGAAGCGUAAAAUAAUCAGGCAUCGAAACUAUUUAGUGUUCCCAUUUUGAAGUUCUUUCUUCCCCUAUACGUGCUUAAGUCGUGCUAAAAAAAAAAUUAACAAAGGAAUCAAAUGCAUAUAUUAGAUAUACAACAACAAAAAACCAAAGUGUAAUUAAAGGAAUAAGUGAAAAAGAGAGGAAAUUAACAUCGCGCUCAACUUUAAAACUUAAAAUUGGUAGCAACAACAACACCACGCUCGUGAGAAAGAGACGGAGCUAGAGAGCGCGAGCGCAGCUCCUUUGGCCUUCUCCUUUUGUUCUUGUUAUUUUUGUUGUCUUAGUGUAGUUGUUGUUGUUGUUGUUGCUGCGGCUGCUUGAAAAUCGACGCAAACUGUUCAACUGUCAUGGCCGGUAAUGGAGAGGCGUCCUGGUGCUUCUCACAGAUUAAAGGCGCCCUAGACGAUGAUGUCACGGAUGCGGACAUCAUAUCCUGCGUGGAAUUCAAUCACGAUGGCGAACUGCUGGCCACUGGUGACAAGGGCGGUCGCGUCGUCAUCUUUCAGCGUGACCCUGCCUCGAAAGCCGCCAAUCCGCGACGCGGCGAAUACAAUGUCUAUUCGACAUUCCAAUCGCACGAGCCCGAAUUCGAUUACCUCAAGUCGCUGGAGAUUGAGGAGAAGAUCAACAAGAUUCGGUGGCUGCAACAGAAGAACCCCGUGCACUUUCUGCUCUCGACCAACGAUAAGACGGUCAAGUUGUGGAAGGUCAGUGAGCGCGACAAGUCGUUCGAGGGCUACAACACGAAGGAGGAGAACGGCCUGAUCCGCGAUCCACAGAACGUGACGGCCCUGCGGGUCCCAUCCGUAAAGCAAAUACCGCUGCUGGUGGAGGCCUCUCCACGGCGCACCUUCGCCAAUGCACACACCUAUCACAUCAAUUCAAUUAGCGUUAAUUCGGAUCAGGAAACCUUCUUGUCGGCCGACGACCUGCGCAUCAAUCUAUGGCACUUGGAGGUGGUUAACCAGAGCUACAACAUCGUCGACAUCAAACCAACCAACAUGGAGGAGCUAACGGAGGUGAUCACGGCGGCCGAAUUCCAUCCGACCGAGUGCAAUGUGUUCGUGUACUCGAGCUCCAAGGGCACAAUACGAUUAUGUGAUAUGCGAUCGGCGGCGCUAUGCGACCGGCACAGCAAACAGUUCGAGGAGCCCGAGAACCCAACGAAUCGCAGCUUCUUUAGCGAAAUAAUCAGCUCCAUCAGCGAUGUGAAGCUGAGCAACUCGGGUCGCUACAUGAUCUCCAGGGAUUACUUGAGCAUCAAAGUGUGGGAUCUGCACAUGGAAACUAAGCCCAUUGAGACCUAUCCGGUCCAUGAAUACCUGCGCGCCAAGCUGUGCUCCCUGUAUGAGAACGAUUGUAUCUUCGACAAGUUUGAGUGCUGUUGGAACGGCAAGGACAGCUCAAUAAUGACCGGGAGCUACAACAACUUCUUCCGCGUGUUCGACCGCAAUUCGAAAAAGGAUGUGACGCUGGAGGCGUCCAGGGAUAUCAUUAAGCCGAAGACGGUGCUGAAGCCACGGAAAGUUUGCACUGGAGGCAAACGGAAGAAGGACGAGAUAAGCGUGGACUGCCUCGACUUUAACAAGAAGAUCCUGCACACCGCCUGGCACCCGGAAGAAAAUAUCAUCGCCGUGGCUGCGACCAAUAACCUAUUCAUAUUUCAGGAUAAAUUUUAGCCAACACUCUUCACAAGAACCACACCAUACGCCACAAUCACAGCAACUUUAACUACAGAAACACCAACAACUACGAACACGCCUCAUUCUAUUGUUAAUUCAAUCGGUUUGUUUCAGAAGCGUUUUCAAAUUUCACUCGCAAUUCGAUUGUUUGCCUAACACCAUUACCUCAGACCACCAUCCAUCCACACCCUAUUUUUCCCUUCCCGCCUCCCAAAAACCAAAUUCAACAAAAAUCCUACAUCAUACAUAAUGCCAUAGUAAAAGCUUUGUAAUGUAUUUUUGCGCUAAAGGCGUAUAACGAGAAACAAAACCAGAAACUUAAGAGAAAGAAACAAAUUUUUAUACAUAAACAUUUAUAAAUAGUAAAGCGUAAAGUUGAUUUCUUGUAGCGCAAUUCGAAAAAAAAAAUCACAAUAAGAGUAACAUUUAAUAAUAACGGUUGAUUUUCCCGAAAAUUUUGUAUAAUUAGCGCCAGCGCCGAAGUAUUUGUAAUAAAAGAUAAUAAUAUACAACUUAUAAAAAAUCAUAAAA